AUGAAAACAGGACUACUUCAUUCAGGAAGCACCUCCGGAGGGCCUGCUAGGUCCCAGUCGCAGCAGCCCAGGGAAAGCAAGCUGCCUGCCUGCUGGGUGCUGGGUGCGGUUCACGCCGAGCAGAGCGUCAGCUUGCGGAGUGUGAAGUCAGUAAAUCGCUCAGACACCAAGAGGACGACGGCUCACAGGCAAGAGGCAUCGGUCAAGUUUCUUUCAGCGGAAAGAAACAGAACCUCAAUGUUCAAGUGUAAUCGGAAAAGGGCUUUGACGGGAGGGUCCUCAGGCGCCCUCAGACCGCGAGGAAGGGCGGCAGGACAAGGGGGCCCCGCGCCGGCCCGCUGCACAGGGCUCCACCGCCCGCUCCGCUCGGCCGCGCCGCCGUCUCCCCUCCCUCCGCAGCGCCGGACCACGUUUCCCGUAAGCGCGCGGCCCCGCGGCCCCGGAGGGUCCCGCCCGGCCGUCACUGCCCACGCAAGCAGCGGCCUGGUGUCCAGACACGCACGGUGA
Molecule: messenger RNA, 507 nt
Organism: Rangifer tarandus platyrhynchus (Svalbard reindeer)
Lineage: Eukaryota; Metazoa; Chordata; Mammalia; Artiodactyla; Cervidae
Source: the annotation of a GenBank genome assembly